AAUGUUUAAUAAAAAUAAAAUAAUAAAAAAUUGAUAAAAUUUUACUAAAAAUUUUGUUUUAAAUUUUAUUUAAUAGUAAAUUAAAAGAAUUAUGUCAAUUUUUUCGGUAUAAUUGGAAAAUUAUAAAUAAAACGUGAGAGAAAAAAAAUUCGUGUGGUUUUUUUUUUUUUUUAAUUUUUUUUCUGCAACUCAUUGUAAAUAAUUUUAUAGGCCUUUUUUUUGGCCCCGCUUAUAAAAAUGUGUAGGAUCAGCAUUGCUUUAUUUUUCACCGCUAUCGCUUUUGCCAUCGCCCUUCAUGAUGAAAACAAAUGGGUUUGGAACGACGACGGAGAACCAAGAAAUCGAGAUGAAAAGAGAGCGAGGUACCUUGCAAAUGACUUUAAUCUAAACUCCAAUUUUGGAAACAACCCUUUUAAUGAAUACAGACCACAGUUUGGAGGAUCCUUCGGUCAUGGACCUCAUGUUGGUCCAAAUCGAGAGGAAGUUUUGGUGGGACCCGGUGGACCAACCGGAAUUUUGAAUAGGCCAAAUGGCGGAAGGGAGGAUUUCCUGGGACCCGAGGAUCCCCGAUAUCGACAAUUUGAAAUUUGUAAAUGCGCCUACAGUUUUAAUUGUCCUUCGACAGGUUUGAAUUUCGGCACUUGCUCGCAAGGUAAAGCGAUCUGCUGUUACAAUAGCAACAAGUUUCCUGGUCUAACGCCUGCAGGAAAUCCCAGUUAUGGCUCCCACGCGUCUUAUCCGAUAAGACCAAAUUUGGGGCAGGUGAAUUUUUUUCCACAAAAUUAUUACGGUAGACCUCAAGGCAAUUUCCAUGGUGAUUACCAGGGUCAUCUAAGCGGACAUUAUCGUCCAGAUGAUAUUAAUUAUGGCCGACCAUAUGGCGGGAGGCCAUACGGACCCGACAGAUACGAAAAUCAACGACCUUUUAACCCUCACAGUGAAGUUGAUUUUUAUUCACGUUCUGCAAAUAAAGACCCACUAAAAGAUGACGCAAGCGCGACGAAAAAAUCUACCGAGAAUUAAAACUGAUUUCCUAGUAUUUCCUAAGUAAAUACCUUCUUUCUCGUAUAUAGCCAAAAGGAGAGAAAAUUCAAUUAUCAUUAAACAUGUUUUUUUUAAUCUC
Leptopilina boulardi is the source of this 1123-nucleotide messenger RNA. RefSeq lists its product as uncharacterized. The record is from RefSeq and is a predicted model, not a curated record. Lineage: Eukaryota; Metazoa; Arthropoda; Insecta; Hymenoptera; Figitidae. Bases 238 to 1023 code for a protein of 261 amino acids. The transcript is spliced from 5 exons.